CGUUGGUUAAAUUUGUUUAUAGUUUAUAAAUGAAGUAAUAUAAAUAAAUAUAAUGUCAAACGAGAAACGCACCGUGUACGUUGGUGGCUUAGCCGACGAGGUUACAGAAAAGCUCUUGACCAACGCGUUUAUACCAUUUGGCGAUAUAGCAGACAUACAAAUGCCGGUAGACUUCGAGUCCCAACGCCAUCGCGGAUUCGCCUUUGUCGAGUUUGAGAUGGCUGAAGAUGCUGCAUCCGCCAUAGACAACAUGAACGAUUCAGAGCUGUGUGGACGUACAAUACGUGUCAAUUUGGCCAAACCAGUACGCGUGAAGGAAGAUAGCUUCAAACCUGUUUGGGCGGAUGACGAUUGGUUACAGAAACACGCCGGGGCGACCCUAGCACCAGAUGGCGAACCCGAAUCAGAAAACACGCCGGCGCCUCCAACGGGCCCUGCUGUUAUUGAAAAAGCAGAAAAAAGAAAUCCACAGGUUUUCUUUGACAUUCGUAUUGGUGGCAAUGAUGCUGGGCGUAUUGUUAUGCUGCUGCGUGCUGACGUAGUCCCAAAGACUGCGGAAAAUUUUCGAGCCCUCUGUACACAUGAACACGGCUAUGGUUACAAGGGAUGUACGUUCCACCGGGUGAUACCAGAAUUUAUGUGCCAAGGUGGUGAUUUCACCAACAACAAUGGUACUGGUGGAAAAUCUAUUUACGGGAAAAAAUUCAACGAUGAAAACUUUAAUUUGAAACACAACAGUUUCGGUACGCUUUCUAUGGCAAACUCUGGACCCAAUACAAAUGGCUCACAGUUCUUUAUAUGCACGACCAAAACUGACUGGCUGGACAACAAGCACGUGGUUUUCGGCCAUGUAAUUAGCGGUGCCGAUGUGGUGCGAAAAAUGGAGCGUUGCGGCACAAAAUCAGGCACUCCGGCUCAAAAGAUUGUUAUAUACGCCUGUGGCGAGCUGAAGUAAAAAAUAACCAAUAAAAAUACAUUAAUGUAUAUUUUAAGAAAA
This is a messenger RNA of Scaptodrosophila lebanonensis, 997 nucleotides long. RefSeq names its product peptidyl-prolyl cis-trans isomerase E (gene cyp33). The transcript is spliced from 4 exons. Gene Ontology annotation, biological process: protein folding; protein peptidyl-prolyl isomerization. Gene Ontology annotation, cellular component: intracellular membrane-bounded organelle. Bases 53 to 955 code for a protein of 300 amino acids. Gene Ontology annotation, molecular function: RNA binding; peptidyl-prolyl cis-trans isomerase activity. The record is from RefSeq and is a predicted model, not a curated record. NCBI's taxonomy places the organism in Eukaryota, Metazoa, Arthropoda, Insecta, Diptera, Drosophilidae.